Messenger RNA from Frankliniella occidentalis (western flower thrips), 3520 nucleotides. RefSeq lists its product as uncharacterized. The record is from RefSeq and is a predicted model, not a curated record. The transcript has 6 exons. The coding region runs from base 45 to 1256 and encodes 403 amino acids. NCBI's taxonomy places the organism in Eukaryota, Metazoa, Arthropoda, Insecta, Thysanoptera, Thripidae.
CGCGUCCGUUUGGCAAACUGCUCUGGCAGUCCACAGUUAUCACAAUGGCUUCCGUAAGAGACACAGCAACUUUCUUCACUGAGGGUUCUUCAAACCAAUUUGAUCAUGUUUUGAGUUUAUAUCCCGAAGCACUCAGACUCAAAGCUGAAACGAAGGCUAAGAAACCAGAAGAACUCAUAAAAUUGGACAAUUGGUACCAGAAUGAACUACCAAAGAGAAUAAAAAGCCGAGGAAAGGAUGCUCACUUGAACCAUGAAGAAUUAGUACAAACAAUGAAAUGGAAACAAACUCGAGGAAAAUUCUAUCCUCAAUUAUCCUAUUUGGUGAAAGUGAACACGCCUCGAGCAGUAAUGCUGGAAACAAAGAAGGCUUUCCGCAAGCUGCCUAAUUUGGAACAGGCAAUCACUGCGCUGAGCAACCUCAAAGGCGUUGGGACAACUAUGGCAUCUGCUCUAUUGGCUGCAGCUGCGCCAGACAAGGCUCCAUUCAUGGCUGAUGAAUGUCUUAUGGCUAUACCCGAAAUAGAGGGCAUUGAUUAUACUACAAAGGAGUACCUCAAUUUUGUUCAACAUAUUCAGCAAACUGUUGAAAGGCUGAAUUCAGAAGGAUCCCCUUCUACAUUAUGGAAUCCCCACAAUGUUGAACUUGCCUUGUGGACGCAUUAUGUGGCAUCAGAGCUGAAACCAGAAAUGCUAGACUCUAUCCCAUCAGCUGUCAAAAAUGGAAAAGUCGCACAUCAGAAUGGUGAUGUUGAAUCUCCUGCUACGAAGACACCAGUGAUAGAUCCCAGCUCAGAAGACAGCAAUCUGGAUCCUGCUAAUAAUGGCAAGUCAGGAUCCGCCUCAGUGACAGCCUCUGACACUAAUGUGGAUGAGAACUCAACCACUUCAUUUACCGAAGAUUCAAUGGACAAACCUCUGACACCUGCAUCUUCAGGACCUGUUGCUGUAGAACCAGAAUCAGCAUCAAAUGGUGCUGGUGGGGAGGAAACUAAUGACUCCAUUGCUACCUCAGAUUCUGCUACAAAUGAUUCAACUGUUUUAGAAACUCCAAUUGCAGCUCUCAGUCAAGGGUCAGCGACUGAGGAGGAAGAGUCAAGGAGCAGUGUGAUUGAAACAACGGAAGAAAGCACUGUUGAAACCGAGAAGAGAAAGUCAGAUGAUAGUGAGGUACCUGUGGCCAAGAAGUUGAAAACAGAUCAGGAUGAGGAAGUGCAACCACAAACCAAUGCAGAAGUGGUGGAAGAAGCGAAGUGACAUAGUCUCAUGACUUGUCACAUUAAACUAUGUAGGAACAACUUGAAUUUAUUUUAUUCGUUUUUCUUUAGUGAGGAAGACCAAGAAACGGGACUUGAAUAUUAUAAAAUUAACACCAUUUGGAGUUUUCCCCUUUUAAAUAAAAAUGUGUAGGAAAAGUUAUUGAAGAACAGCGUUCCUUUCUGAGUAAGCAAGCUGCAUGGAUGUGUGAAUCUCUCUUGAUGCGUAAUCUUAAAAUGGUAGUGCUUUCUGGACAGUCUCCUCUUAAAGAAAAUCAUGUUUGUAUGAAGUGACGGCUCGUUGUGAGAAUUAAUUAUAUCUACGUAUUAAAACAGUGAUAAUUUAAGUGAACGGUCUGCACAUGCUCGGCUUACAUCUCAUCAACUCUGAAGGCUGAAUACUGGCGUCAUAUUUUUGUAUAAGGCCAGAAAUUGAUUGUGGCAAUGUCAAGGAUGAAAGUAAGCAAUGGCCUGGAAAGGAGUUUUUUCUUCUUCUUUUUUUUUCCCUUUUUAAAAAAAAUUUGUUUAUGACCAAUACGGUUGUGUAUUAGAACAAACUAUUCAAUAUUCCAACUUGAGGUCACUUGUUGAAAAACAUAGUUGGAAUACUUACAUAGAAAGGUGCUUUUCUUUUCACUGAUGUUUUUAAUUGGAGCAGGGCUUUUUGAAUUGUGAAGUAUAAUUUUCUCUUAUGAAUCAUUUUAAGGGGUAUUCAACCAAGUUGACUGAAUUUCAUGUGACAUUGUUUAAGUGGCAAUAUUUCUGUUUGUUUGGCUGAUGUUUGAUGUGAUACCUUCAUGAUAAGCUAUUCUAUCUUACAUGACAUAUACCUAGCAUGAAUCAGAUUUGAAGGCAGGAGUUUUAUGGUCAGUCGAAUACUGCUGACUUCCCCAAUUUUUUUGCACCCAGUUGCAAAUAUUUUCUAUUAGCAUUUCCAUGUUCACUCAGAUAUUCAAUAGGUCCAUGUUCACUUUUUUUUUUCUGUGUUCAGGCUUUUAAUUUAAUUAGGUUUAUGAACUGGGGUCACUUUUCUAAACCCACAUAUUUUCCACUUCUUUUUUUGUAAGUCUUAUGUUUACAGCUGUCAUUUCUUUUAUGUCUAAAGAAAAAUAGUUGUUUUCUUAUAACAGCAGUAUUUUAUGAAUUUCUUUAAGAUUUGAAUGACCAUGUUGCCUCUGGAUGUUAUAUUUCCUUUGUUUUACUGAAAUACGAAGCAAGAUUGAAGUGCUGGUUCACUUUAUGUAUUUGCUAGUGAUAAUGGCGCAUGGUCACCACUACUUUUUAUUUUGUCUUUUUGGUAACUAGCAAGAUUUUUUGAGCAUUCACUAGUUUUUUACAAGAUUUGUCAUCAACAUGUAAAGUAAUGAUUUUUUCUUAAUUGGUUUCUGGACCUCUCAUCUAUAGAGAUGUAUGCUCAGACCGUUCAUUAAUGCCUUGAUUUGGGCUUCAUCAGUUAUGAAAUUCCCUCUGCUAUAUCUAUGUCAACAUUGUUGAAUGCUUAUUUAUUUUUAAUGUGUGAUUGUAGUGGUUUUGAAAGUCCUGCUUGUCCCCAUCUCUAAUUGAUUGAACAUUCCAUUUGCGUGUGGGUUGGCAUGAAUCAUAUGAUUUGUUUACGCAGAAAGAUUUUGUUUUGCUAUCUACCUGCACUAGCAUCUGGAUUGCUGUUCCAUCACUCUAAGAGUGCAUUGAACUGGUCAUUGGCUGUCCUUACCUCUCCCAAGCUGACUUGAGAAUCAUUUGUGUAUUUAUUUUCUAGUUAGUAGAUAUGUCAAUACGUAGUUUCUCCUUUUGUUUUCUCAAGAUCAAGGGUUGGGGAGUCAAGAAGCCUUUGAAAGCUUCCAUGCUUAGUAUGAAAUUUGCAUGUUUAUUAUUAUAUUUUUGACGGUGGUUCAGUGAUGCACUGCCUACGUUAAGUGUUUUCUGCAAAUUUAUCCGGGAAAGUUAGCAGUGUUCAGGGUUGUUCCUCCCAUUUGGGAUCAGUCAUGUUCUAAACAGUGUUACAAUUUUCCUUUUUUCCUUUAAUACUAUUAUACCUCAUACAUUGUCAAAUGAAUAGUACCAAAUUGUAUUCUUUAUACUUCAGCUACAUUGUGUUGACUAAAAGGUCACAUUGUGCCUUCUGCUCUCAGUGGGAUGUAUAAAUAAACCAUUAUGUAAACAUGUGACUUAUUUCAGUUGUAAGCAUUUUCAUUGUUAUUUGGUGUGCAUUUUCGUAACUCAUGAGGUAUACAUUGUGUGUUGAAAAUACAUGAUUUUAAAAUGAAA